Messenger RNA from Paramacrobiotus metropolitanus, 2524 nucleotides. RefSeq names its product serine/threonine-protein kinase 4 homolog A-like. The record is from RefSeq and is a predicted model, not a curated record. NCBI's taxonomy places the organism in Eukaryota, Metazoa, Tardigrada, Eutardigrada, Parachela, Macrobiotidae. The coding region runs from base 228 to 2297 and encodes 689 amino acids. Gene Ontology annotation, cellular component: cytoplasm. Gene Ontology annotation, biological process: protein phosphorylation. Gene Ontology annotation, molecular function: protein serine/threonine kinase activity; ATP binding. The transcript has 4 exons.
UUAUUGACGUGACAUUCAUGUCAAGAGUAAACGGUGUUUCAUAGCUGUUAGCACAGUAGAGUAAAAGGAGUUAAUUUUUUACGCUUGAAUAACAUAUUUUGCAGUUGUCAGAAUUUGCAGAUGUCACAAACUGUAUAUCUUUGCAAAACUAUCCCUUUACCGUUGGCAUUGUAUCUGUAAAGAAGUUGUAUCGGUUGUGGGACGCAGUUUGCAGUUUUCAUUUAACCAUGUCCGUAAAAACAGUGCAAAAGACUGAAAAGAACGAUGACGAGACUUGUGAGGAGAUGAUUAACCGCUUUGGUAUUGCCGAAUAUCGCCCGCCAUUUCAGCAUAAGCUGGACACUCUGCUAGGCGUGAGUGGGGGAUCCCGUGGAGUGUUUCUCACGGAAGACAGCAAUUCGGGCCAGCAUUAUGCCGUUAAGUGUAUUGAACUAGAAAAAACAAGCAAUCACACCGAGCUACACCGCUAUGUUCAAGAUUUCAAGUGCAUCCUGGAACUGACAAAAAAUUCUCAGCACAAUCUUGUUAAAUAUUUCUUUGUGGACAUCGCUUAUUUCGAGAACAUCCCGGAAAUCCGCAUUUUUAUGGAAUAUUGCCCAGGGGGAACACUGAGGGAGAAAAUCCAAACUCAUGUCUCAAUGCAGCAACGAUACAGCCAGUUACACAUCCAAGCCGAUUUUACCGCCGUCCUGAACGGCGUUCGCUAUCUUCAUCAACGGCACGUUGCCCAUCGCGAUUUGAAUGGCAGUAGCAUUCUUUUCACGGUGGACGGCACGCCAAAAAUUGCCAGUUUUGGUCUGCUGGUGCAGUUAGACCCUUCUGCAAUCGGGGACGAUGAAGUGCGCCGCGGAGUGGGAACAAUCUCUUACAUGGCACCCGAAGCCUUUAAUGCAACUUUCGGCCAGGUGGGGCUGGCAUGCGAUAUAUGGGCGUUGGGUUGUGUGCUGCUGGAGAUGCUGCAAGGACACUCACCGCGCUUCUACCGGAAAGAGACCAACGGGGAGCUCGUUCUUCGGAUUAGACCUGCAGAAGUCCAGCAGGCGCUGGCCAAGGGGGAAAAACCGUUCUACCGUCCUGAGUUAGACCGGGAUGACUGCGGAGAUGACCGGCAGUUUUUAGAUGCGGCGAAGAAUUUCCUCGAUUUAUGUUUUCAGGCGGUUGCCAACAAGCGGCCUGCCGUCGAAGAGCUUAUUAAGCACCCCAUGUUGCGGAUAUGUUCACCGAUAUCACUCACACCGGAAAUUCAGAAUAAUAACGUCCCAAUUUCGGAAUCCGAUUAUGAUACGGAAACGAAUUGCGAUAAUCAGAGUGAGUCCAACCCACAUAAAAGCUUUGGCUGUUCGUGCAGUUGUGAAUACCAACCCCGAACCGAUGGAAUCGGCAAAGGAGCUUUUGGGACAGUGUACAAAGCCUUGAUAACUGAUCGCGGCAAUUUUUCUGGAACUGGGAAUAUUGUGGCUAUCAAGGAAAUUUUUAUGCGGCAAUCAAUGCUUGCUAUGCUACAGGAGAAGAACACAUCCACUGCAAAAUGGAAACAGUUGUUGCUGCUCAAACAUGCAAAUGUCAUCCGAUACCAUAAAAUCAGCUUCUUCAAAACGGACAGAGGAACAACAGUAGAAUUGGUGAUGGAUUAUAUUCAAGACGGGGAUUUGGCCCAUUUGAUUGCAAACUUGGAUGCCGCGCCGAAACAAGUUUACUUAGUUACCGUCGUUAAUUUUGCACGUCAGAUUUCAACAGGUUUAGCGUAUCUCCAUUCUAAUAAAUUUAUACAUGGCGAUCUUAAGCCAGCCAAUAUUCUGAUGCGCUUAAAGCCUAAUGGCCAUAAACUUCUCAUUGGAGACCUGGAUGAUGGCAUUGUAAUGAUGAGUAAUCGGACAUGCACAAAAGAUAUCACGCAUAUGCGCGGAACGGCGCGUUACAUGUCACCAGAAAUGGUCAAGACCUUUCUUGCCGGGCAGGACGGCGAGAAAAUUGGCCGGAAGACAGAUGUCUGGAGUCUUGGUUGUAUUAUUAUUGACUUGGUGGAUUACAGCGCGGGAAUACUUGAGAAAUGGUUAUGGCGCAAAGGAACCACAGAAGAACUGCAAAUCACAUUGGCGUCUGACUUACUAAUUCUAACCAAAAUUGCUGAUGGCUUCGUGCCGCUUUUGAAGCGUCCGACCGACCCCGGGGUCACUCGUUUGAUUGAGGAAGCGCUCUGUGAUAAUAGCCAGAGUCGCAUUUCGUCGCAGCAAAUUACGGAAAAACUGGAAGAGAUUUAUGCUGCCAUGAGCAAAGAUUCUAUUUUUACCCCGUAAUGCAUGAGUUAUUAGUGAAUUUUGCAAACACGCUUGCGCGACCGGUUUUCUUUUCGAUACCGCAGACAUAGAUACAUACGCUCUGCAAAGUCUGCAUUGUUAAUACCUGUCUUCAUAUGUUCACUAUUAUGUGCCAUCUUAACGGUAGUAAUGCCCGUUUGCGGGCGGGUGGGUGACCAUUUGCGGUGUUGGCUUGUUUCGAACUUUGAGUAAUCUGCUUGAUCGGA